Ostertagia ostertagi is the source of this 456-nucleotide messenger RNA. The record is from the annotation of a GenBank genome assembly. NCBI's taxonomy places the organism in Eukaryota, Metazoa, Nematoda, Chromadorea, Rhabditida, Trichostrongylidae.
GCCACUAAAAAAUUUGAAACCCAUAUUGUCGGCGUCAGAAUCAGUACAGCGUUCGGAGAAGAAAUAGAACCCAAUUUUCAGACGAAACCAACCGUCUUCGGGCCUAGAAUAUACGGCAAAGGUAAAAUCGCAGCUCCAGAUAGAAACACAAAUGAAAAUAUCUGUUACGGGUUGACAGCAUUCACAGAGCCCGGUGAAAAGGAAAUGCUACAAAACUCGAUGGUGAUUAGCCUAAGCCAGCAAAAUGACAAAACAUUCGAAUACCUCGGAGAGUACUCAAAAAAGAUUUCCUUUCAAAAUGGACGCAUUACAGAACCGUUUCCUCUAAAGGAUAACGUAUUGCAACGGGAAGAUAGCUACGCAGCAUCCAUUCGCCGCUUGAAUCUCUUCAAAAAACGCUUCAGCGAGACUCCGAGCAGCAUAGCUGGUACUGCAAAAUACUUCAAAAGUACGUAA